Molecule: messenger RNA, 1920 nt
Organism: Brettanomyces bruxellensis
Lineage: Eukaryota; Fungi; Ascomycota; Pichiomycetes; Pichiales; Pichiaceae
Exons: 1
Coding region: 1-1920 (639 amino acids)
Biological process (GO): SRP-dependent cotranslational protein targeting to membrane
Cellular component (GO): signal recognition particle, endoplasmic reticulum targeting
Molecular function (GO): 7S RNA binding; protein binding; ribosome binding
Source: RefSeq, a predicted model, not a curated record
AUGUCUACUCUUGUUGAAUUAGUUUCUAAACUGAAGCUCUAUACAGAGUCUGAAUCACACAAGAAGGUGUAUGAAGUGGCCAAGGAGGUUCUAAAGAAGGACAAUCAAGACUUGAACGCUCUCAAACAAUGCUUAGUUGCUCUUAUCAAUAUGGACAACUAUGAAGAGGCGUUGGCUUUGAUUGAAAAAUAUAAGGCUUUAAUCGCGAAGGACAGCAUUUCCGACAAACUUCUACUUUUGGAAAGGGCAUACAUAUACUACAAGACCAACAAGGGUGAAGAGUUAGAGAAGUUAAUUCCACUGGGUGAGAACAUUAGAGGAUUUCAGCACGUUCUUGCUCAAUACUACUAUAGGUCUGGAGAAAGUGCAAAAGCAUUGAAGUUAUAUGAACAACUUCUUUCAAGUCCGGAAGGUGAAGAAUCAGACCUGUCUGUCAACAAACGUGCAGUUCAAUCGCAGUUGAAGUACCAGGAUAGUUCUCGUGUGAUAAAUAUUAGUGGAGAUGACUUGGAGGGAUCCUAUGAUCUCAUGUCGAACGAUGCCCUAGUGAAAGUUAGGGAGGAGAAAUAUGAUGAAGCACUUUCUUUGCUUAAAACUGCACUUUCUACUGCACAGGAGAAUCUUAAGGACUACGAGGAGGAUUCAAAAUUCUCGGAAAUUGCUCCAAUAGAGGUUCAGAUAGCAUAUAUCAAACAGCUUAUGGGUGAUAAUGACGGGGCGGAUGAAAUACUAUCGAAGUUUGAUUUGGCUAAUGUUAAAGACAACGCUCUCAAGCUUCUCAUCUCCAACAAUCUUGCAUCAUUAAGAGCAGACUCAAAUUCUAAUCCUGCUUUACUAUAUCGAGAGCUGGGGCUUCCUUCUUCUUUGCACAACAUCAUUGAUAGACUUACAAUUCCUCAGAUACGUGGCUUGCAACGAAACGAGUUUUUGCUAGCGCAGGCAGCCGGAAAGGAUUUGUCAGAUGCUGCUGAAAGACACUUCAAGAGUCAACAAGGCUCCUUUUUGGGUAAAGCUUUAGUCACUUUAGGACAUAUUGGUGUUGACUUACGUGAUCUGAAGUACGAAAAAAAUGAUAAGAAAGUCUUUAGAUACUCCUUAAAGCAUCCCGAGGACUUACCAUUUGCAUUGCUUGCAGCACAGAUCUGCAUAACGUUUGGCAAUUUGCAGAAUGCAGCAUCCGUUUUAGAGAAUGCGGUCAAUCAUGACAGAAGCGCAUUGAUCAACCGUGAAUCAAUCGCCGUUACACCUUUACUUUAUUAUGUUUAUGAGAAACUCGAGAGACGGAAGUCAAUUUUUGCUCUUUUAAACGAAGUGUACGAGGCAAUUUCCAGCAAUGAGUCUCUCAAAGACACGGAACAGCUGAAACUUGCAGAAUUUGUUGCCUUUCAGUUGCUGUCUGUUGAUAGUGAAAAAAGCAGACAGCUCUUUGAGCAGGUUGCCAAAGCUGAAAACGAAAAUGAGGGUGUUUACGAGCAGAGCAGUUUGGUGAAGGCCAUUAUUAGAAACGAUACAAGUCAGCUACCAGAGGUGGAGUCAUUGACACAAGGAGUUGAUGUGGAUGCCUUGCUUGAUCAGGGAUUAAGCCCUCUUUUAUCUUCGAGUUCUAAGAUUUUCUUGGCUGGAAGGAAGAGUGCCAUCAACUCCAAUCGUAAGGCUGCCAAACACAGAAGACACAGGGAGAAACCUAGAAGACUUCCGAAGAAUACUAUCGGAAAUAUCGAUGAAGAGAGAUGGCUUCCUUUGAAGGAUAGAUCAUACUACAGGUCAAAGAAGGGUAAGUCAUCCAAUAAAACACAAGGUGGUGUUGCUGAUGAAUCGUUGAAUGUCAACAACCAGACAAAAGAGCCCGAACAACCAGCUAAGAAAGGCAGUGGAGGAAAGAGAAGAAAGAAUAAAAAGAAGAACAAGGGUAGGAGAUGA